AUGAACCUUACGUGUGGCAGUGUUGGAAAGACGUCGCUGAUGAACCAAUAUGUGCACAAAAAGUUCACGCAGCAGUAUAAGGUCACCAUUGGCGUUGAUUUUGUCACCAAGGAAAUUCUAGUUGAUGACAGACUCGUUACCUUGCAGAUUUGGGAUACUGCAGGACAAGAAAGAUUCCAGAGUCUUGGUGUUGCAUUCUACAGAGGAGUUGACUGCUGCGUCUUGGUCUAUGAUGUUAAUGUCCGAAGAUCAUUUGACACUCUUGAUAAUUGGCAUGAUGAAUUUCUUAAUCAGGUCCAUAGUAUUAUCUCUUUGGCUUUCUAGCCU
Molecule: messenger RNA, 327 nt
Organism: Zingiber officinale
Lineage: Eukaryota; Viridiplantae; Streptophyta; Magnoliopsida; Zingiberales; Zingiberaceae
Product: ras-related protein Rab7-like
Exons: 4
Coding region: 1-324 (107 amino acids)
Cellular component (GO): vacuolar membrane
Molecular function (GO): GTPase activity; GTP binding
Source: RefSeq, a predicted model, not a curated record